Oncorhynchus keta (chum salmon) is the source of this 1649-nucleotide messenger RNA. RefSeq names its product ubiquitin-conjugating enzyme E2 R2-like. The transcript is spliced from 6 exons. Gene Ontology annotation, biological process: ubiquitin-dependent protein catabolic process; protein polyubiquitination. Gene Ontology annotation, molecular function: ubiquitin conjugating enzyme activity. Lineage: Eukaryota; Metazoa; Chordata; Actinopteri; Salmoniformes; Salmonidae. The coding region runs from base 642 to 1430 and encodes 262 amino acids. The record is from RefSeq and is a predicted model, not a curated record.
ACGUCGUGGAGACACGCGCAAUGAUAGCCGGAAGCAUCGAUAGGGUGAGACUAUAAUUCGAUGAAAUUCACUGUAUUUCGUAAGUGCAAAGCUUUCACUGUCUUUCUUUUUCACGAAAGUUAGCUCGAUAAAAUACAGACCUCUCGACGUGGCGGUGGAGGAAAUGCUGUGGAGAAGGCAGUUCCUUUUUUCGACUUAGUUACUCGGUGGGGUUUGAGCUGACGUGGGGAGAAGUUCGAGAUGCCAGAAAAGAGCAGAUAAACAAACAGCCAGCGGAUUAAUCAACUGAGCGACUGUCCGAACGGGGGCUAAGCAGGGGACACGGGGGAAUUAUCAACGAGACCAAUUCGUCGCUAGAGUUUUGGACCCAAGAAUGUCUCAAAUAAUUUUCUAACGUUGUUGUUUAUCCCCAUGCCAAGUGCCAGCAGUGGCACAAAGAAGAAAAAUACCACGCGAGGAGAGAAUUUUUUCCCCCAAUGUGUUCCUGUCCAGCUUGUCAAGAUAGAACACUUCUGUCAAUAUGAAACUUGACAUGAUUUGACUGUAUGCUUCACCAGUUACAAACUAAAUAGCUUGCUAUAUCCCAUUGAAAACAGUACAAGAUAGUACAAACACUGCGUGGAUAUAGAAGUGGGAUAGCCAUGGCCCACCAUUCGACGCCCAGUUCCCAGAAGGCCCUGAUGAUGGAGCUGAAGUCCCUGCAGGAGCAGCCAGUGGAGGGCUUCCGCAUCGGCCUGGUGGAGGAGUCGGACCUUUACAACUGGGAGGUGGCCAUCUUUGGCCCCCCCAACACACUGUACGAGGGAGGCUAUUUUAAGUCUCACAUCAAGUUCCCCAUCGACUACCCCUACUCCCCUCCGACCUUCCGUUUUCUCACCAAGAUGUGGCAUCCCAACAUCUACGAGAAUGGUGACGUGUGCAUCUCCAUCCUCCACCCUCCCGUUGAUGACCCCCAGAGCGGGGAGCUCCCCUCAGAGAGGUGGAACCCCACCCAGAACAUCAGGACCAUCUUGUUGAGUGUGAUCUCUCUGCUGAACGAGCCCAACACAUUUUCACCGGCCAACGUGGAUGCCUCCGUUAUGUUCCGCAAGUGGAGGGACAGCAAGGGCAAGGACAAAGAAUACGCUGAAAUUAUCAGGAAGCAGGUGGUGUCCACGGUGGCAGAGGCGGAGCGCGACGGUGUCAAGGUUCCCACUACGCUGGCUGAGUACUGCGUUCAGACUCGGGUUCCCUCCCAAGACAGCAGCUCAGACCUGCUCUACGAUGACCUCUAUGACGAUGAUAUGGAGGAGGAGGAAGAGGAGGAUGAAGACGAGGAGAGCGACAUGGAGUCAGGAGGAGAGGCAGGGGGGACCAGUGGAGGAGAAGGAGGGGUCACUACUGGCUGCUAUGACGACGACCAGGAGGAUUCUGGAAACGAGGACUCUUGAUGAUGAUGAUGAUGAUGAUGAACGCCCCAAAUUGACGCCCCACUCCCUGCCACAUCCGAUCCUAGCCCCCUCCUGGUCCUGUUAAGCCUGGAUCAUCACCUAAAACAAAUACUUGUACAUCUGGUACAUUGAUAGUAAAUUAAUAACUGGACAAAUUAGUGGAUUCCAAAUACAGACGUGGUCGACCGCAAAAUAAAACAAAAAUAUCUCCAAAUAUAA